CAGGCAGCGGGAGAAGAAGGGAGCAGCAGCAGAUGUAUCCAGGGGGAAGGAUGCCCAGGAUAAUGUCACCGCUGUAUCCACUCUCUCACCUAUCCGUAUCAUGAUAAACGCUGCUGGGGCGGUCGCACGCAGGAUGCCGUCGGCGGUCCGGCGGAGCGGAUGCUGGAUAGCAUGGUGCCAGGCGGUCCUGCUCGGCGUGUCGGCGCUGGUUAUCGUGGCCGAACGGACCGCUCUGAUCUACUGUAUAGGGUUUUACCUUUGGAAUGAGGAGACGCAGUGGGCGGGCCUCACUCUUGGACUCUUUCUACCGGGGACGGCAGUUCAACUGCUAAGUAUGAAAUGGUACUAUGAUGACGGUGAUGACAGGCGAUGCUACCUCUCUUUCAUACACAUACUGCACUUGGGCAUCUUCAAAAGGUUCUGGGACUGCAUGAGGUCUGUGUUGCACAUGCAGGGCUCAGUGGCUGAGCUUGGAGCGGCUGUCAUGCAGCAGGCAGAUGUUGCUGCUCUUUGGUUGCUGGAGGCCCUCGUCCUCACGCUGCCUCAGAGCCUGCUGCAGGCAUAUGUCGUGGUGUCCACUGAUGUGGGCAUCAUGUCCCCAGUGGCCUAUUGCUGUGGUCUGUGUGUGCUGUCUAUUUCCUGGGCCCUGGUGCUGUACAGCAGAGCCUGCUGUCUGAUACGACCGGGCCACCUGGCCAUGCCUCCGGCAGCCCUGCUGUGCCAGCUGGUGUGGAGGGCAGGCAUGCUGGGUGCAAGGGUGACUUGCCUCAUGUUCUUUGCCAGGGUCUUUAACUGGUGGGUCUGUGGAGUAGCAGGAUUCCACUGGCUCACGGCCUCCUUCUGGCUGGUAUCACAGCAACCGGACAUCUGCACCGGCCCCUGGUGUUGGCGUGCCUUUAAUGGCAUUAUGGGGCUAGUCCACAUCUUCUUCUUCCUCAACGUCAAAGACGGACCCUCACGCUUCCGCAUGGCCAGUUUUUAUGCAUUCAUGCUCGUAGAAAACGCCACUCUGCUGCUGGCCGCCUCCGACUUCCUUAGCGAGGCAUCAUGGGACAACAUGACCCUUCCCACCACUGUGCUGUGUAGCUUUUUCCUCGGCGCUACCUCUCUUGUCCUAUACUACCGGUUCCUCCAUCCCAAGUCAACAGAGAUCAGCCAGGGUAUGAACAACAACCACAUGGGCAGCACAUGUAUAGAUCGAGGGGAGUCAUCCUACUCUCUCGGGGAUAAAAGCCUUCCAGCUGCCUCCAUUCAAAACCACGGCAGCUUCUCCCUCUCAGGUGUGGCUGGUUCUCUGCUGGAGCACCCAGGAGCCUGUGGGGGCCGGGGUAACAGCUCCUGCCCUUGCUACCACCACCACUGGCUCCUAAUCCGCCUGGCUCUGAAAACAGGAGACCUGGGGAAGAUCAACAGAGCAUAUGGGGCCGACGGAGCAGCAGCCAUACUGGACAUGGAGGAAUAUAACCAAGAGUUUAAGAGUAACGAGGGCAUGACUAUCACAGCAGGAGGCAGCUGUGGGGCAGUUUCCACUUCUGAGUCUCAGGGGAAAGGCCUGGCACCUCUCUCGGACUGCAAAGAUGAGUUUCAGAGUGUGAGCGAGCCCACAUCAACCGGACAACCGGAAGAAGAGGAUGACAGUCUGGAGAUGGAGAGCCCGAUGGAGUCACCCACAUCAGAUUUCAAACGGAGCUCACCAGAGGGCAAGUCUGUGUUUGGAGACAGCCCCGAGCCGUACUUCUGCCCUACAGAGUCAAGUUCAACCUUAUAUUUCAGCGCUGAUCCUCAGUCUCCCAGCAGUGCCAGUAACCCCCGUUUAGACCGGGACAUUGGGGGUCUGGAACAAGGGGUGCGCCUCACCUCAAUCCCCAGCGAUCCAGCCCUUCACAGAGAUAUUCGUGGGCUAAUGGGCCGAGUUGGGCCACGCUGCACUUCCACUCCUAAAUUGGACACUGGAGCGCUGGACUCCCCAUCUAGUGUCCCUCAUUUCACAGGUCCCAGGAGGCAGCUUAUAAUGUCCCGAAGAGAUGAAGACGAUAACUUCUAAGUUUCUCAAGACAGAAUCAGGGAAAAAGUAACAGCAACUUAUCCAACAUUAAAGGAAAAUACCAGCUUUUUGGAAGGCUGCUUUUCCAUCUGCUCAGUGCUGUAGGAUGAGAAGGCUGCCAGAGAUUUCACCUCUGUAUGUCUACAUACAGUAUUUAGUACACUGUGGGGCGUAGUAUACACAACAUUUUGGGGAUAAUGCUAAGUGAACCUGUAUUCUUCUCACAUCAUAACUAUUUUCUAAAAGCAAUGCUUUGCCCAAGUGCUGGACACACAGAGGUGAAACAUUUAGCAGUGUUUUCAUCAGACAUGAAGAUAAUUAAAGAGCUAAUUGGCCACAAGGGUGGUAUAUGGAGCUCAGACACACCUAUCUGACUAAACUUUUUUUUCUAUUGGUUUGGUAGCAAUUAACUUAAAGGAACACGCCGACUUAUUGGGAAUUUAGCUU
This is a messenger RNA of Perca flavescens (yellow perch), 2491 nucleotides long. It is a transcript of the gene xkr5a, whose product is annotated as XK related 5a. Bases 101 to 2044 code for a protein of 647 amino acids. NCBI's taxonomy places the organism in Eukaryota, Metazoa, Chordata, Actinopteri, Perciformes, Percidae. The transcript is spliced from 7 exons. The record is from RefSeq and is a predicted model, not a curated record. Gene Ontology annotation, cellular component: membrane.